Messenger RNA from Stegostoma tigrinum, 5020 nucleotides. RefSeq names its product anoctamin-7-like. The coding region runs from base 253 to 2721 and encodes 822 amino acids. Gene Ontology annotation, cellular component: plasma membrane. Gene Ontology annotation, biological process: chloride transmembrane transport. Gene Ontology annotation, molecular function: protein dimerization activity; chloride channel activity. The transcript has 21 exons. The record is from RefSeq and is a predicted model, not a curated record. Lineage: Eukaryota; Metazoa; Chordata; Chondrichthyes; Orectolobiformes; Stegostomatidae.
CAGACAAACGAAAGUUGUUCAAAUAAAGCUUCCAGUCUGUUGAGUGGAAAGGGAGUACAAUUGGAUAUCUGUCGAGAUGCAUGCGUUUGAGAGCGAAUGGUGAAGUUUGGAGAUAAGCCGUUGUAGUGCAACACCAGCGAACGCACUGGGGAGCCGCUGUGUUACAAAUAGAGGGCAGUCCAGCAGGAGCUGACACCUUUGCUCACAAGCUCAUUCUCUGCUGAAUCUGCCCGGGGGCUGUCAGCAAGACGGAUGAAAAUGACGGAAAAUAUCCCAGUUAUCGACUAUGUAUUAGUGUAUGAAUGUGAGGACGGACGCUGUGAUCCUUAUGCUAAGCAGAGGAAGGAAUUUCUGAGAGAGGUGCAGAACACCGGACUGCAUUUAGAGUUCAAUAUAUCCAGGGACGAGUGGGAGAAAGAAGCGCAGACUGGGCGGAAAAUAGCCAGAGACAAGUUUCGAAUUGUUAAAAUCUAUGCUCCCUUUGAGCUCUUAAGCCAAACAGCUGAGAGGAUGAGAUUGAAGAUGCCUUUGGCAGAGGGUGUCGAUGUGAAAUUGCCUGGGCGCUUACAGAGGUUCAUGGCUCGUUUUGCAACUGAGGUCGUAGUCAACUUUAUAGGUGCACACUAUGAACAUAACAAAAGGCAUCUGUUCCGAGGAUUUGAAAAUGAAGAAACGUUUUUUCGCCCUGCCUUGAGAUCGCUAAUCGUUCAUUACAUCCUCACAAACAUACCUAUAGAUGUUAAGGCUGCUGAUGCAGAAGCAGCAACACGCAAGGUUAGAGGAAAGGUUCCAGCUCUGCCAUACUUGGUUAUGAAGAAGGCAUUUAAAUCUGCUUUUAUACUGCAUGACUUGAAAAUAUGCCAAUCUGAUGUAGAUUCUAGCCAAUCAUCACCUCAAGACAGGGGUGGCACCAAAUCAACCACUCCUAUGAAUGAAUGGACAAUGCUUAAUAACUUGUGGGCAAACACCUAUCUGAAAUUCCAGCCCCUCUGGAAAAUACGAAAUUACUUUGGUGAAAAAAUUGCACUUUAUUUUGCUGUGAUGGAAACACUUCUAAUUAGUCUCAUUAUCCCUGUGCUCCUUGGCUUGGGCGUUUUCAUUUAUGGUCUUUAUUGCAGUAUAUCUUGUUACAAUGCCAGCAAUGACCUUGAUGAGAUUUUGCGUGGACAUAAUUUCAACAAUAUCUGUUUGUCUUCAAACUUGAUCACCGAAGUGGUAGACCAAGCUGUGGAUAGAAUUCGGGAUGUAUGUAAUAAUAUUGCUGGAAGGAAAAUUAUAAUUGAAAAAGCACUUAAUACAACAUGUACUAAUAAGACCUGGAGAAAUGCAAAUUUUCAAAUUUCUUCUGAUGAUUUCUUUACUGUGAUCCAAUCGUCUUUUGAUAAUGAAGCAACACCCUGGUUUGGUCUUGUCGUUUGCCUGUGGGGAACAGUCUUUUUGGAAAUGUGGAAAAGGAUUAAUGCAAAACUGGUUUAUGAAUGGGAUGUUGAAAACUUUGAAAAUGAUGAGCCAGCCAGACCUGAGUUUUAUGGAACAAAUGUUAAAAAGCUUUACGUUUUGCUACUAAAGAUGUUAAAUAUAUUUGAACAUUCAAAAGAUCCAGUAACAAGUGAAUUUGAGCCUUACUACCCAGGUACUCUGCGACGCACAAAAAUGUUAUUUUCAUUUUUAGUGGGAAUUCUGAUGGUUUGCUGGGUAUUUGCCAGUCUUAUUGCAGUGGUUAUAUACAAAACAUGGGCAAGGCUUACAAUAACAACUUCCAGCUCUUUGGAGAGUUUUCUAUUGACCACAGUUGGUGCCUCACUCCUCAACGUAGUGUCUAUUAUAAUCACAGGGAAGGUGUAUCAGAUAAUUGCGGUUAAAAUGACAGAUUGGGAAAACCACAGGACUCAGACCAAUUACAAUAAUGCCUUGAUAUUAAAGCUGUUUGCCUUCCACUUUGCCAAUAGUUAUGCUUCGCUGUUUUACAUUGCAUUUCUGAGAAAGAGCAAUCAGAAAUUUUUUCAAUUACUUGGACUGACUGAUUUUGAAGAUAAUUGUGGGGUGCUGAACAAUUGUAUGUCAGAGCUUGGUAUUCAAGUUGUUAUACUCAUGAUCUUCAAACUAUUUCCAAAACUUGUGACGGAUAUUUUGAUACCAUGGUUGCAGAAGUCUAAAAACAGAAUCUACAGCAAGUUGAAAGUGACGUUAUCUGCACAAAAUACUUCACAAUUAACAGUGGAUGAUUGUAUUAUAAAAGAAUCCAUGAAACCAGACCUUGGAGAUUUCACACUGGAGGAAUAUACAGAGAAAAUCAUACAGUAUGGUUACCAAAUGCUUUUUUCCAUCUCCUUUCCUCUGGCACCACUUCUUUUCUUCAUAACCAUUCUGUGUGAUAUACGUGUUGAUGCCAAGAGACUGUUAUGGAUGUAUAAACGCCCCAUUGCUUUCAUGGCUCAAAACAUCGGUCAAUGGUUGACAAUAUUAGAUCUGAUCAAUGGAGUAGCAGUGGUGACCAAUGCCUGCGUGAUUGCUUUCAACACAGAUUUUGGGAGGGAGAGGCCUUUCCAUGAACAAUUGAUCAUCCUCAUUGUAAUUGAGCAUAUAGUAUUUGUGGUGAAGUUCCUGCUGUCGACUAUCAUACCAGAUAUUCCUCAACAUGUACUCCUGGCAAUGAGGAAGGAGAAAUAUCAAGUUGCGACAAAAAUGAGAGGUUAUCCAAGCAGCCUUCACCAAUUCUAAUGAUUCUAGACAAUCUCAACAUGGCUAUUCUCCAGCAUCUGCAGUUCCCAUUGUUACUGUGCCACCAUGAUGUCCCUUUAGAAAACAAGUCUGGACUCAGGAAGGAUCUCACUGUUGCUCCAAUUUGGACUUUGCCGCUUUGGCUUUCAUUAGGAAACUUUGCAGCCACUGCUCGCCUCCAGGCUUGCUCUGGUCUGUUCCACCCUGAUGCAAUGCGAACCACAGAACACUCUACUCCCUCAGAAGAUCCGAAAUUUGUCAUGAUUUGAAAGCAGAGCCUGAUCCAGACUUUCUCCUCUCCCACUGAUCAGAUCCAGAGUUUAACUGUUCAUAACAGGUUGAUCUCAGUGCUGUCUGGUCAUAACUGCAAAGCAAUGACCUCUAAUGGAAAAUGUGUGGUCAGUGGUCAAAUUGAUACUUCAUGCUGGGAGUCGAGCAUGAAGGAUGACAACUGCUUAUGUCUAUGGACCAUUGACCCAGUGCUGGGAAAAUGAAACCGGGAAAAACAUGAGGUGACAAGAUUCUUAAUAUGAUCAGGUGGGAAAUUUUCACAGAAAGAUUCUCUCGGGUUAGAAUCCUUCGUUUCGGCCUAAGUAUAAAGAAACUGCAAUGUAAAAAUUCAAUGCUGCCUUGACAUAGUUAUUCCUAUGCAAUAGGAAAGUUCAGCCACAGAACUCUCCCAUUGAUCACGAAUAGUGAAUCUGCUCCACUCGCAAAAGCCCAAGUUCAAAUGUACUUCUCAAAAGACUGCAUGACGUCUGACUAUCUGAGCCUAGAACAAGAGGAUGCAGAACAGUAAGGAAUUCUAAUCCUGAUGCUGAAAGCUCACGUGCAGAACACCAUUCUGUCAAGAAUCAUACAUACAUAUGUUAAACAGAAACCAGAGUGUUUUUACUUUCAGAACGAUGAUGUACUUGAGCUUAUUCAUUCACAAGAUGUGGGUAUCCCUGAUAAGGCCAGCAUUUAUUGCUCAGCUCUAGGUGCCCUUGGGAAAAUGACAAUGAGCCGCUGCAGUCCAAUCUGAUAAGCUGUGUGAAAUCAAAUGUUACAGUGUAUGUAUGAUCUGCUGACAUCAAGGUAUGUUAGCUAACUGUCCUAACAGAUAGAUCCUAAACAUCAGAACUUCCAACUAAAACCACACAGGAAAAGCCAUUGUAACGGCUUGUUCAAUGAUAUUGGCUCUGUGAACAUAAAUAUUCUUACAUACCUUGCUGGACUAAACUACCACCUUCCUGCAGCCAAUUCACCAGAAGAUGAUCUACACUAAGCAGGCAUUAAAUGAUUUGUUUGCAAAGAUACUUUUCAAAUUGCAUUGAGCUCGUAAUUUUCAUCAAUACUUGCUCGGUACCAAAAGCAACAAAGUUUAGUAAUGUUCAUUCUUUCAGUGCUGUUUUGUCAAUUUAAAAUGGGCUCAACUUCCUGCUUUACCCUUAUGAAACUUGAUUCUUAUACGUGUGAUAUACAAUAAAUCAUUUACUUGCUUCCACUUUCUAUAUAACUGUAUCAGUAUGUUGUCUCUACUGCUGCUAUUUGUGGAUGCAUUGUUGUAUUUUUACUAAUAGCAGCCAUGUCAUUUUCAGUGAAUAUGGGGUAGUUUAUAAAUACUGCUCAAACAAGCGUAGAGUCAGUGGAACAGCCUUGCCUGCCAUUGGCACCAAGCCCGAAUCUUAAUAAUGUUAAUUAACCUUCAUGAAAACCAGUAGUGCCUUCAGCCUAUGAUUUUACAAGGCUGCACAAAGCCCUCCACAACUUGGCACCACCUGGACCUACCCUGACUUUCCCUAAUUGGGAUACUACUCAAUGGUGCUUCAAUGUGAUGUUUCAUGUGCGAUAUCCCAUACCACCCAUACACCAAUAUGAGAGAUUGUUGGUUUCCUUUUGGCAAUGAUUUCUCAACCUCUCUACUUUACAUCAGCAUGCCACACACCCAACACCAUUGAGAGACUAUUCCACAUGGCUGUUUCUACUGAGAGACAGCUGCAUCAGCCUCUACAAUAUUUAACUACGGAGAGGCUGGCAAAUCUCAUUCAAGUACAAAUCCUAAUUGGAAAAUUAAACAAGGUUUAAAAUGGACAGAAAUAUGACAUUUUUCUGUUCAGUUACACUCUUUAUACUCUUUUGUGUAAAGAUCAGUGAACUGACUGUAAUAUUUAAUUUCUUCUAAACAAUUUAUUGAGCACAACAAAUAAAUGCUGAUAUUGUUUAUUUUGUUCUGAAUGUCAAUCAAUUGCUUAUAAAGAUGUUAUACUUCCAUCCUAUCCCUAAAGUACAUGCACCAUUCAGCUGAGAUCCAUUAAUA